UUACUGUCAUUUCAGAGCAGAAAUUGACUGUAGGAACAUCUUUCAGGCAGGUCAGCUUGGUGUGGCAAUGUCGAGAGUAACCAAAGCAGCAGGUCUUCGUGUAAUAAACUACCACCCACGAUAUGUCUUUCCACCACCCCAAUCUGUAAAAGAUUUCAUGAAUGAGAUGUCUAAUCCCACUGCCCCAGACUUAAAAUGCUGCAUUUAUUACAGUACCCCAGAUAUUAUUCAGUCGAGGAUGGAGGUAGAAUCAGAAAAAUCCUUGACAGAUGAUGUCACUGUUCCAAAAAAUGUUGACAUAGAAGACAUUGAUAUUGAAAAUGAUGAAGAAGAAUUUGACAGUGAAUUUGAUAAUGUUAUACAGAAUAUAAUUCAUGAGGAAAAUGAAGCAUCAGAUUUCAAUAUUCCACAAGGAUUUGAUAUUGAAAGUGUCAUGCAAAACAUGACUUACAAAAAGGAAGUGACACAAACCCAUACUAUUAUAAAUGGAAUUAUCAGAGGUAUUGAUAAACCUAGGUUAACUAAGUUUGUGAAAAAAAUGUUUCUAAAAAUUGCUAGUUUUGUAACAAAAUUAACUGGGAACAAGACAGCGUCAUGUGGCAUUCCAGAAAAAAAUAUUGUAAGCUUUUAUCGGGAAGUGCAUGAGUACAGUACAGGGGGUGAUUAUAAUCUUAGUUGUUUAACAUUGUUUGAGAAUGAAGAAUUUUCAGAUAACCACAUGAUUGUGUGCUACAAUGUAUUAGAAGCAGUCAGGUUGUUUUUCCUGAAAGAGAAAGUUGAUUUACUGGAAAUAGGAAAGAGAAACAUUAUGAAAAGACAUAUAACUGAUGCUUCAAGGGCACGUGUGCGUUAUGUUGCAGGGUAUUGUCUGGCAUCUCUAAGGAAAAAAUAUACUCGUAUGCAAAAAAGUCAUUUGUGUGACAAAUCUAAGCAGGGCCAGGACAUUUAUAAUGAUGCAAAGUGGAUUGUUUUCAUUCUUAACCUUCUACAAGAACAUGAGUUCUAUUUAAAAGAACACACUGAAGAGCCUGAAUCAUUAAUCGAUGUUGAAAGAAGACAGUACACUUCAAGAGGUUUAACAAAUGUAAGUGACAGUCUUUUUAAAUUUUUUGUAAAACUUACUGAUGUCUGUUUAAACCUUUUAGUUCGUGAGAAUCUUAUGAAGUGUGGAAAGAACAUGUAUAAAAAGUGUUUUGAAAUUUUAAACUCUGACUCUUUAUUGUAUGAACAGUUUGCAAAUGUAAUUGCAACAAGUUAUUCAAAACAACCAAUGGAGGAGUUUGGUGAAAAUAUGCAGGUUAGCAUUACAGUUGAGAAAAUGGUCCUCAUUUCAUCUCUUGUGAACAAAAUCUUCAAUGAAUUUACAGAAAAAUACCUUAUGGUUCUUUUUGCACAAUUCAGAAAAGAUGUUAAAUCAGCUUUUAGAAUUGAGAAAACAAUGGCACAUAGAAAACAAAUAAAAGCUUCUAAAAGAACAAUUGAAUCUCAACAAAGUUCUCAGCAACAAAACUCAAAAAAAAAGUCAUUGGAAAAUGUAAAUUUGGAGCCUCAGCCAGGGUGUUCUACUCAAAAUCUACAGAUUGAGCCUCAACCAGGGACUUCAACUCAAGAUGAACUGCAGUUAGACACUGUUGAUGACUCAACUGAUUUAUGUCAAUUAUGUUUCACUGAUAAAAAUGAUGAAUGGAUCCUUUGUGAGUCAUGUAAUGGUUGGUAUCACAGAAAAUGUGCAGGGUUAAAAAACGCUAGACAGUGGAAAAAAUUCAGUAAAGAAGGAGUCAUAUGGUUGUGCAAAACAUGCCAGUAAAUGCUGUCAGUACUUGUACUGUACUCAAAAAGUCGUAAUAUAUAAGUCAUUUAAUGUGUGCAUUAUUAUUUACCAAUUUGAACUCAUUUCCUUGGUUUUCUACGCUUUAUCGUCAAGAAAAUUUAUAAGCAACUAUGUACUGUUUAAAAAUUCCGCCAAUAUGCACAUUGUUUACAUGUGGCAUUAACCCGGCUAAUGUACUUACCGCUUUAACUUAUACCGGGAACCAUAUCGCCUUGAGCGAGAACCAAUGAAAGGACUCGAUACACCGGCUGGUCACGUGACCGGGGUUUCCCAAGAUGUCUACGUCGAUGCAGAAUUCUGCUCUGAUUUGAAGAUUUCGUUCUAAACAGGCGAAUGUUGAGCGCUUCACGACUAUUUGCGCAGGUAGGUAAUAGAAACUAUGUUGAGUUAUUGUUUGCAUGCGUUUGUUUGUACCUCCCCCAUUUAAAAUUGAUAUUUUACCCGUAGAAAUUGGUGUUGCGACAUCUCGUACGACUAAGCAAUUUUGUGACUGAAGUGAACGGUUUUGAAAAAAUUUCUUAAAAUGGGCUAAGGGAAUCAGAAAAUAGUUAGUGUUUAUCAAUUGUGGAUUGAAUAAGCUAUGCAACGCAGUAUAGUUUUUG
Messenger RNA from Ruditapes philippinarum (Manila clam), 2433 nucleotides. RefSeq lists its product as uncharacterized. NCBI's taxonomy places the organism in Eukaryota, Metazoa, Mollusca, Bivalvia, Venerida, Veneridae. The coding region runs from base 68 to 1807 and encodes 579 amino acids. The transcript is spliced from 2 exons. The record is from RefSeq and is a predicted model, not a curated record.